Eptesicus fuscus (big brown bat) is the source of this 2673-nucleotide messenger RNA. It is a transcript of the gene CNOT2, whose product is annotated as CCR4-NOT transcription complex subunit 2. Gene Ontology annotation, biological process: regulation of DNA-templated transcription; regulation of stem cell population maintenance; nuclear-transcribed mRNA poly(A) tail shortening. The record is from RefSeq and is a predicted model, not a curated record. Gene Ontology annotation, cellular component: P-body; CCR4-NOT core complex. The coding region runs from base 166 to 1839 and encodes 557 amino acids. Lineage: Eukaryota; Metazoa; Chordata; Mammalia; Chiroptera; Vespertilionidae. The transcript has 18 exons.
CCCCAACCUUGUCCGGUCGGCUAUAGCCUCUCCCACCUUCCGCCGCCGCCUAAGGGAAGCCGGAACGACGGGGGUCACGGUGGGGGUCAGAGGGUAAAGGUCUUGCUCCCAGCAGCCUCCGCGGUGGAUACGUCGCCAUCUUGGAUCCGCGGGACAAGAAAAUUCAUGCGGAUCCAUAGUGUGGAGCCAGGUACUGUGAGGAAAGGACACGACUCUAUGGUGAGGACUGAUGGACAUACAUUAUCUGAGAAAAGAAACUACCAGGUGACAAACAGCAUGUUUGGUGCUUCAAGAAAGAAGUUUGUAGAGGGGGUCGACAGUGACUACCAUGACGAAAAUAUGUACUACAGCCAGUCUUCUAUGUUUCCACAUCGGUCAGAAAAAGAUAUGCUGGCAUCACCAUCUACAUCAAGUCAGCUGUCUCAGUUUGGGGCAAGUUUAUACGGGCAACAAAGUGCACUAGGCCUUCCAAUGAGGGGGAUGAGCAACAAUACCCCUCAGUUAAAUCGCAGCUUAUCACAAGGCACUCAGUUACCGAGCCACGUCACGCCAACAACAGGGGUACCAACAAUGUCACUUCACACGCCUCCAUCUCCAAGCAGGGGUAUUUUGCCUAUGAAUCCUAGGAAUAUGAUGAACCACUCCCAGGUUGGUCAGGGCAUUGGAAUUCCUAGCAGGACAAAUAGCAUGAGCAGUUCAGGGUUAGGUAGCCCCAACAGAAGCUCGCCAAGCAUUAUAUGUAUGCCAAAGCAACAGCCUUCUCGACAGCCUUUUACUGUGAACAGUAUGUCUGGAUUUGGAAUGAACAGGAAUCAGGCAUUUGGAAUGAAUAACUCCUUAUCAAGUAACAUUUUUAAUGGAACAGAUGGAAGUGAAAAUGUGACAGGAUUGGACCUUUCAGAUUUUCCAGCAUUAGCAGACCGAAACAGAAGGGAAGGAAGUGGUAACCCAACUCCAUUAAUAAACCCCUUGGCUGGAAGAGCUCCUUAUGUUGGAAUGGUAACAAAACCAGCAAAUGAGCAAUCCCAGGACUUCUCAAUACACAACGAAGACUUUCCAGCAUUACCUGGUUCCAGCUAUAAAGAUCCAACAUCAAGUAAUGAUGACAGUAAAUCUAAUUUGAAUACAUCUGGCAAGACAACUUCAAGUACAGAUGGACCCAAAUUCCCUGGAGAUAAAAGUUCAACAACACAAAAUAAUAACCAGCAGAAAAAAGGGAUCCAGGUGUUACCUGAUGGUCGGGUUACUAACAUUCCUCAAGGGAUGGUGACGGACCAGUUUGGAAUGAUUGGCCUGUUAACAUUUAUCAGGGCAGCAGAGACAGAUCCGGGAAUGGUACAUCUUGCAUUAGGAAGUGACUUGACAACAUUAGGCCUCAAUCUGAACUCUCCUGAAAAUCUCUACCCCAAAUUUGCAUCACCCUGGGCAUCUUCACCUUGUCGACCUCAAGACAUAGACUUCCAUGUUCCAUCUGAGUACUUAACGAACAUUCACAUUAGGGAUAAGCUGGCCGCAAUAAAACUUGGCCGAUAUGGAGAAGACCUUCUCUUCUAUCUCUAUUACAUGAAUGGAGGAGACGUAUUACAACUUCUAGCUGCAGUAGAGCUUUUUAACCGUGAUUGGAGAUACCACAAAGAAGAACGAGUAUGGAUUACCAGGGCACCAGGCAUGGAGCCAACAAUGAAAACCAAUACAUAUGAGAGGGGAACAUAUUACUUCUUUGACUGUCUUAACUGGAGGAAAGUAGCUAAGGAGUUCCAUUUGGAAUAUGACAAAUUAGAAGAACGGCCUCACCUGCCAUCCACCUUCAACUACAACCCUGCUCAGCAAGCCUUCUAAAAAAGACUUCCCUUUUCUUGGGCAGACAGACUUGGGUCUAUAAAGACAAGCAAGUACACUGACAGAAGUUUACCGUUUAGUUUCUAAAAUGUAAAAAAGAAAACCCACAAAAGACUCAACAAAAUUAGACCGCAAAAUUUGCAUUGUUCAUUGUAGCACUAUUGGUAAUAAAAUAACAAAUGUUUGUGCAUUUUUAUGUGAAGAUCCUUCUCGUAUUUCAUUUGGAAAGAUGAGCAAGGUCUGCUUCCUUCAUUUUACUUCCCCUUUUGUUUUUGAAAGGCAGUUUCGCCAAGCUUAACGCAAGAAUAUCUGACUGUUUAGAAGAAAGAGAUUGCCACAAUCUCUGGAUGGUUUCCAGGGUUGUGUUAUUACUGAGCUUCAUCUUUCCAGAAUGAGCAAAACACUGUCCAGUCUUUGUUACGAUUUUGUAAUAAAUGUGUACAUUUUUUUUAAAUUUUUGGACAUCACAUGAAUAAAGGUAUGUAUGUACGAAUGUGUAUAUAUUAUAUAUAUGACAUCUAUUUUGGAAAAUGUUUGCCCUGCUGUACCUCAUUUUUAGGAGGUGUGCAUGGAUGCAAUAUAUGAAAAUGGGACAUUCUGGAACUGCUGGUCAGGGGACUUUGUCGCCCUGUGCACUAAAGGGCCAGAUUUUCAGCAGCCAAGGACAUCCAUACCCAAGUGAAUGUGAUGGGACUUAAAGAAGUGAACUGAGACAAUUCACUCUGGCUGUUUGAACAGCAGCAUUUCAUAGGAAGAGAAUAAAAGAUCAAUCUUGUAUUUUCUGACCACAUAAAGGCUUCUUCUCUUUGUAAUAAAGUAGAAAAGCUCUCCUCA